AUGCUUGCCCCAUCUAUCUUUCUUUUGCCUCGAGUGCUCCGCCCUUCCAGCAUCCCAUUCCUCUCCACAGCCCGUCUCCAACAACCGCCGUCUAAGCCCCUUAACACCACCGCUUCCCGAUUAGCUCACCUCUCCUCGAAUUCCAUGGCUACCACCUCCGUUGCCACCUCAGCCGCGUCUGACGGCGCCGGAGCGAGUGUAGUAAGCGCAGCAGCGGAAGUCGAGAUCAAGCAGCCGCGGAAGCCGCUGCGCAAGCUGCUGUCGAAAGAGCAGGCGGAGGGCGACGGCGCGCGGGUGCGGCGGAGCAUCGGGCGGCCCGAGAUGCGAUCCCUGGAUCCCUUUCUCAUGCUCGACGAGUUCAAAGUUUCCGCGCCUGCAGGAUUCCCCGACCACCCUCACCGCGGAUUCGAGACGGUCACAUACAUGAUAGAGGGCGCGUUCGCACACGAGGACUUCAACGGGCACAAGGGCAUCAUUGGCCCGGGCGACCUGCAGUGGAUGACAGCGGGGCGAGGCGUGGUGCACGCGGAAAUGCCUGCCACCAAGGGGCGCUGCCAUGGGCUGCAGCUCUGGGUCAACCUGGCCUCCAAGGAUAAAAUGGUACCUUCCAACUAUCAGGAGCUGAAGGACACAGACGUUCCCAAGGUGGAGCGCGAUGGGGUUCAAGUGGCAGUGAUUGCAGGGACGUCGCUUGGCAUUACAUCUCCCGUCUACACUCUCACGCCCACCAUGUACCUCUCCUUCUGCCUUCAGCCCAACGCCCACCUGCGCCAGGCCAUUCCGGUGGGGUGGAACGCAUUUAUCUACACUCUUUCUGGCAAAGCUAGCAUUGGAGAUUCUGGAUCUGCUGCUAUUGGCCCUCAUCACACGGUUGAGCUUGGUCCUGGUGAUGGGGUGGAGGUGUGGAAUAAGGGCUCGGAGGAGUGCCGAUUUGUGCUGAUUGGUGGUAAGCCGAUUGGGGAGCCAGUGGCGCAAUAUGGGCCGUUUGUUAUGAACACGGAGGAGGAGCUGAGGAAGACGUUUUUCGACUAUCAGAUGGGUAUGAACGGCUUUGAAAAGGCCAGCUCCUGGAGUAGCAGCAUCAAAGAUGGUUUUCCGGGUAUAGUGUGA
Molecule: messenger RNA, 1110 nt
Organism: Closterium sp. NIES-65
Lineage: Eukaryota; Viridiplantae; Streptophyta; Zygnematophyceae; Desmidiales; Closteriaceae
Source: the annotation of a GenBank genome assembly